Messenger RNA from Diospyros lotus (date-plum), 2215 nucleotides. RefSeq lists its product as uncharacterized. Bases 87 to 2060 code for a protein of 657 amino acids. The record is from RefSeq and is a predicted model, not a curated record. Lineage: Eukaryota; Viridiplantae; Streptophyta; Magnoliopsida; Ericales; Ebenaceae. The transcript has 14 exons.
UGUAGCCGUGCUCGAUCAUCUUUAAUCUCAGAGACGUGGCACUUCCAGUAGAGCAGCUUCAGCCGGAAGAGAACAUCGCCGAGAAAAUGGCCUUUUCGACGGGCUCAAUUGAAGGAAAAGAAUCCCAUGAUGAAAUCAAUAUCCGUAGUUAUGCCAUCACACGGAGGGUAAGUCCUCAAAGGCGAAGGGAACAGGUUUACAUCGGUUGUGGAGCUGGGUUUGGUGGUGAUAGACCUUUGGCAGCUCUCAAGUUGCUUCAGAGAGUGGACCUGAACUAUAUUGUCCUUGAAUGCCUGGCAGAACGGACCCUUGCAGAUAGGUGCCAUGCAUGGGAGAAUGGUGGAGAGGGUUAUGAUCCUCGCAUUGCAGAGUGGAUGUCGUUGCUCUUGCCUUUGGCUGUAGCAAAAGGAACUUGCAUAAUUACCAACAUGGGUGCAAUGAGUUCACUUGGUGCUCAGGAAAAAGUUUUAGAAAUAGCAGCCAGCAUGGGUAUUAGUAUUACUGUUGGUGUAGCACAUCAAUUUUCUAUCACUAAAUCAGGUGUAGACCCUUGCUUAAGAGAUUCUGAUGGGUAUAUUAGCAUCUAUCUGGGAGCUGCUCCAAUUGUUGAAUGUCUUGAGAGGUAUAAACCAGAUGUUGUUAUCACAUCUCGAGUUGCUGAUGCUGCCUUAUUCUUAGCGCCAAUGGUUUAUGAACUAGGUUGGGACUGGGAUGAUUUCAACCUUCUCGCCCAAGGGUCUUUGGCUGGCCACUUGUUAGAGUGUGGUUGUCAACUUACAGGAGGAUAUUUCAUGCAUCCAGGAGAUAAAUACCGAGACAUAUCUUUCCCAAGUCUCUUUGAUUUGUCACUUCCUUUUGUUGAAGUGAGUUUUGAUGGGAAAGUAUGUGUUGCAAAGGCAGAUGGCAGUGGUGGGGCUUUAAAUUUUAGCACUUGUGCCCAACAACUCCUUUAUGAAGUUGGGGAUCCUGGUGCUUACAUUACUCCUGAUGUAAUAGUAGAUUUUCGGAAUGUUUCAUUUCAACAAUUAUCAAGCAGUAAGGUUCUAUGUUCUGGAGCAAAACCCUCUCCUUCAUUAGUACCUGAAAAACUGUUGCUGUUGGUUCCAAAGGACUGUGGAUGGAGGGGCUGGGGUGAGAUAUCUUAUGGGGGAUAUCAAUGUAUAAAACGUGCUGAAGCUGCUGAAUUUCUGGUAAGAUCAUGGAUGGAAGAAGUGUAUCCGGGUAUUAGCAGCCGGAUAGUUUCUUACAUAAUUGGGUUGGAUAGCCUUAAGGCAACCAGCAUUGGUAACAGCACCACUAUGCAGAUGGCUAGUGAAGAUAUUAGGCUACAUAUGGAUGGGAUAUUUGAGCAGAAGGAACAUGCAGUUCAAUUUACAAAAGAGUUUAUUGCUUUGUACACAAAUGGACCUGCUGGAGGUGGCGGCAUCAGCACUGGACACAAGAAAGAGAUAAUUCUUGAAAAAGGAUUUGUAGCUCGUGAACAUGUUCAUGUGAACAUUUGUUCAAAGCGAAAUGAAGUAGCAAACUCAGAUAAUCAGGGAAUCAAUCUUCAGGGUGAUGUAUCAAGAUCCCGUUCACUGCCUGAGCCAGUUGCACCAGCAAUCAGGCUGGAAACCACACAAAAUUCCUGCUCACUGUUCACAUUACCAGACUGCUCUGCUGCUGGGGCUGGUGAAAGGAUUCCUCUGUAUAAAGUAGCCCAUAGCAGAGCUGGUGACAAAGGAAAUGACUUAAACUUUUCCCUUAUCCCAUAUUUUCCCCCAGAUGUCAAGAGGCUGAAGGUGAUCAUCACGCCACAAUGGGUAAAAGAAGUUCUCUCACCUCUCCUGAAUCCUUGUUCAUUUCCCAACUCAGAUGCUAUUAGUGAGCGAGAUAGAUGGAUUAACGAACAUGUUAAGGUGGAAAUAUACGAAGUCAGAGGAAUUCACUCUUUGAAUGUCGUGGUCCGGAACAUUUUAGAUGGCGGCGUGAACUGCUCUCGGAGAAUUGACCGGCACGGGAAGUCGAUAUCUGAUCUCAUAUUGUCCCAACAAGUUGUAUUGCCUCCAUCAAUAUUAUAGGAUUAGGGCGUGACUGAUGGGUGAUGGCUUGCGAACCUCUCAACUUUUUGACUGUGUUCUUACUUGCCCAGUCAUGUAUUUACCUGUCAAAUUAGCUGUGUGAACUUACAGUGAUUGGAAGUAUGUUUGAUUGGAGCAGGUUCAGCUCUUUUGUA